Molecule: messenger RNA, 2069 nt
Organism: Suncus etruscus (white-toothed pygmy shrew)
Lineage: Eukaryota; Metazoa; Chordata; Mammalia; Eulipotyphla; Soricidae
Gene: LAMP5
Product: lysosomal associated membrane protein family member 5
Exons: 6
Coding region: 558-1400 (280 amino acids)
Cellular component (GO): membrane
Source: RefSeq, a predicted model, not a curated record
CCUCCCAAAGCAGCCACGAUCUGUGCUCUAGCGUUUUCUUUCAGCCAUCAGACCAGACGCAUCCUCAAACCGGGACUCCAGCGAUGUGAUUGAUGCCUUACCCUCCCUAAUAACUGGCUCUAGAAGGGAGAUGGAGUAACUCCGAGGGCGCUACCAAGUUUCUCCCGACUGGAACAUCUUUGCGGCAACAGUUGCAGAGCAGGAAAGAGACUCUGGAGCAUCUCAGCACCCCGCUGCCCUCCCACUGAACCCCAUUGGCCUGAGCUCAGCAGCGCCCAGCCACAGUCCUGCUCCCCACGACCGAGCUCUUCAGCACUCCGGCCGUGGACAGCUCCCUCGUCCUGCUUGGCUCUGCGGGACGGACGGAGGCGUUCUGGACUCCAGACCACGGUCCCCGCAGCGCAGCAUCGGGCGACACAGCCCCUGGGAGUGGCCUUCUCGUCCACCAGCGUCCCCACUUUCUCUCUCGCCCCCGCCCCUGGCUUCCCCAGGCUCACUCAGCGGAGGGGACGUUGCGGGAUUUCCUCUUCGGUGGCCUCAGCAGCUUCCCAGCAAGCAUGGAUCUCCGAGGAAGAGCCCUUUCCCCCAAGUGGAGACUUCGAGUUCUCCUGAUGCUGUGCUAUACAAUGGCUCAAAUCAUGGCAGAACAAGAAGUGGAAAAUCUCUCAGGCCUUUCCACUAACCCGGAAAAAGAUAUAUUUGUGGUGCGGGAAAAUGGGACGACGUGUCUCAUGGCAGAGUUUGCAGCCAAAUUUAUUGUUCCUUAUGAUGUGUGGGCCAGCAAUUAUGUUGAUCUGAUCACCGAACAAGCUGACAUCUCACUGACCCGGGGAGCUGAGGUGAAGGGCCGCUGUGGACAUAAUGAGUCGGAGCUGCAGGUGUCCUGGGUGGAUGGCGCCUACACGCUGAAACUGCUGUUUGUCAAGGAAAGUCAUAACACUUCUAAGGGACCCGAGGGUACUUGGAGGCUGAGCAAAGUCCAAUUUCUCUACGACUCAUCAGAAAAGACCCAUUUUAAAGAUGCAGUCCGUGCUAAGAAGUACAUAGCCAACUCCCAUCACCUCUCUGCCUUGGUGACUCCAGCUGGAAAGUCUUAUGAAUGUCAAGCACAGCAGACUAUUUCCCUGGCUUCUAAUGAUCCACAGAAGACAGUCACUAUGAUUCUGUCUGCAGUGCACAUUCAGCCUUUUGAUAUCAUCUCUGAUUUUGUCUUCAGUGAAGAGCAUAAAUGUCCAGUGGAUGAACGGGAGCAGUUAGAAGAAACCUUGCCACUGAUCCUGGGGAUCAUUUUGGGCCUUGUCAUUGUGAUUACGCUGGCAAUCUACCAUCUUCACCUCAAAAUGACUGCCAGCCAAGUGCAGAUUCCUAGGGAUCGAUCCCAAUAUAAGCACAUGGGCUAGGUAGGAGCUGUAAUGCAGGGAGUCCUCAAGUCCCCGCCCCAAGCUGGAGCAGGUAGAGAAACAAAAGCACUUUCCACCUUAUACAUGGGAUAUACCAACAUAGCUACACUCCAAGCCUGGUAAUUCAAGGCUUGUUUGACCUGCAUCCCUGCUUAAAACCAGGGAUGGGGGACAUUCUUUUGGAUUCCUAGAGCCAGUGGCAACUCUCAUUGUUGGGGAGUUGGGGGAGGGUGUCAACCAGCAUUCAUGCUCAUUGGUGUCUUGGCUUUGACUCUCCAAGGAGCAACACAUCAAACUCGGAGAGGUAUCUAGCUCCAAAGUUUAGGGUUUCUCUUGGGAAGAUACCCUUUAUGGUUCAUAAGAACAGAGGGUGAUUUUCCCCUUUAAACACAGCUGGCUUAACUUAACACAACAAAUAUAGCCUCAUUCUCCCUGCAGCAAGAUCCCGAAGGUGAUCCAUGCUUCUGGCUGGCAUUCUGCAUGUCUAGUGAUUGUCUUGGGAAUGUUUCACUGCUAUCUGCACCCAGUGACUCUGCAGCCCAAGGACCUGUUUAGUGUAACCCUGCAGAGUGGCUUGGACUUCAUAGCGUGUCAGGUCCAAUAAAGGGCCCUGAAUAAUUAACCAUGUGAGUUUGUUUUCCAAAUGAAUUAAAAACCACUACUGGCUAA